Cuscuta campestris is the source of this 1291-nucleotide messenger RNA. Lineage: Eukaryota; Viridiplantae; Streptophyta; Magnoliopsida; Solanales; Convolvulaceae. The record is from the annotation of a GenBank genome assembly.
CUUCAUGGGGCUUAAGAACCUCCAGUUUUCUGGCCAGAUCAUUCACCAAAUGCUUUUGUUGCUUGUUGAGGAUCAACCUGACGAUGAAUUCUGGAUCCUCUGAAAUGGUGAAAUUCACAUUCAACGACUGGUGCAGAAUUACAGGGUUGCCGAACACAAAGAGGUACCCACCUCUUAAGGACAAAGAGCUUGGACAGAGCUCACUGUGUCACAAAUUCUUAGGAGGGGAGGUCGCGAAGUGCACCUUCAAGCAUGUACGAGAGAAGUAUGUUGCAGCGGAGAAUACCAUGGAUUCGAAGAAAAUGGUUGACUUUUCCAUGCUCUACUUCAUUGAGUCUGUCCUUUUAGCAAAGGAUAAAUCUACAUGCAUUGAAUCAACCCAUUUGCAUCUUGUCGAAGAGCCCAAAAAAUUCAAAUCUUAUCCAUGGGCUUGGGAGUCGUACUUACUUACUAUACGACAUAUGAAAGGUGCAAUGGAUGGACAGCCCGAAAAAUUUGAAAAAAAGAGCAAAGAAACCCCAAACUACAAAUCCUUAAAGUACACCUUCUAUGGUUUUCCAUUGCCUAUUCAGGUGUGGGCGUAUGAGUGUUUUCCGGAGUUGGUUGAAAAAAACCUUGUCGUGCAAGAGGGGACUUCUUCUUGUGAAAUUUUGAAUUGGGCAUCAAAGAAGUUUCCAAAAGCAGUGACACUUAAGGACAUUUUCUUUCGUGAAUUGCAACAAAAGAAGGAUUCUGAUGCCGACACCGUUCGAGCCAUUAGAGAUUUGAAGAAAAGGAUGGAUGGACUUGAAGUGAAGAUUGAUGAAAUCAAGAAGUUGUUGGUGGAGGUUGUUAUGAACCUGAAUUCAAGUGGCCGAAGGAGAAGAUCUGUUAGAAUUCAGAGAAAGAAGAGAGCAAGGACAAAGGCUGCUGAGGAAGAUGAUGAGGAUUUAGAAGAAGAUGAUGAAAUCGAGGAGGCUGCUGAGGAAUAUGAGGAGGAGACUGGAGCUGAUGAAGAUGAAGAUGAGACUCGGGAAAAUAAGGAGGAGAGUAUGGAAAGUGAGGACGACACUGAGGAGGCAGGGGAAAAUGAAGAGGAGAAUGCGGUAUUCAUCGUCUACGACUUUAUUCGCCAAAGCCCGAAAGCUGUUGCACAAGUCAUCAUACCGUUGUUGUUCGACAGUACAUAUCCAGCCAUCAUAAUCUACUUUGACUCGUGUGUAUGCCCGCUUCACAUCACGCCUCCAUCGCUCUAGGAUAUACUUCUGAGGCAAAAACCUAACAACGUUUCGAAUGAAGACAACGAUGCAAU